UUAUUAACUUUUCCAGAAGAAACUGCGUUUCACCAAAUUAUAUUUUGAUCGCAACUGAAAAUCACGUACGAAUACUCCCCAUCUUUUACACUGCUUUUUAAAUUUGAUUCCAAAGAUUAUCUCAGGGAAAUGAAAAGAAAUAAGCAAACAACCAUUCAUUGGAUAAAAGUACACAGACCAUAGUCGUGAACACCACAAGUUACCAAAAAGUAUAUAUCUUGGAUCUUGAAUAAAAAUUAUGUUUAACAUCAUUUAACAUCUUUUUGUUGAUUUAAUCAAAGUGAACAAAAAAUAAUUAAAUAAUUUGAAACUACAAUGUCGACACCAGUUUUUAUGACUGUACCCAAGUACGUUGCUAUUUCACCAAGUCCUCUAACCAGGAUCACCCAUUCUCCAGCGCUAUCCAUCGGGAUGCAGUCCGUGUGCUCUGAAUCAUCUUCGGAUGAUUCGUCUGCAAACCGUGGAAAGAAAAGGCGCUUGGAUCAUCUAUCAUGGGAGGAGAAACUACAAAGAAAAAAAUUGAAGAACCGUGUAGCAGCACAAACAUCCCGUGAUCGGAAAAAAGCCCGCAUGGAAGAAAUGGAACAGACCGUGAACGAACUCACAGAGCAGACAGACAUGUUGAAAAACAAAUGCGACAGUCUUCAAGCUAUCAAUGAAAAUCUUUUGGCCAAGAACCAGAAACUAGACAAGGAAGUUGAGUAUUUAAAAGAACAACUCAAACAAUUACAAAGCGCACAACAAGAAAAUCAGAAACAUCAACAGCAUCAAGCAUCGCAACAGUCGUCGAAUUGUGUCGAUUUUGAUUCCAUUCUCAAAGGAUCUGCAGUAUCCCUACUUAACCCUCUGCCGCAGGGAAUGAAGGAAUUACAAUCGAUGACACAAGGCAACCGACAGGAGCGACGCCGCAGCAACAAGAGUCCACAACAAUACCCAGCCUUCGGAGAACUCAGUUGCAGCUCUGUGGAAAAUAGUGGCGCUUUGCCUUCUCUACAAGACAUGCUCGAAGAUUUCGACGCCACUAAACUGGAAGAGCUUGCCGAAAGCCUACUCGCAGAUAUCACUGCAGACUUGGAAGGAAGCAAUCCAGAAGGCCACACAGAUGCUCCCGAAGAUGCAGGCAUCGCAGAGCGAUUGUCUGGAUCAGUGGUGGGGACCACACCAGAAAUCAUGGAAUCCAGCCAAUAUACCAGUAGCUGCAGUAGCAGCGACGACAGUGGUAUCUGCCUAACAACAACAACAACUGAACCCACAUCGUUACUUACGAAUAUAGACACAACAGCGAACUUACAACAACAGCAACCCCUAGACACCGGCGGUGAAACUAUUUACGGGACCUACGACGAAAAGACAAAUUCCAUUACAAUAGUGGUGGGCGAUGAUGCAGUCGCAAUGAAUGAAGCCGUCGAAGAAGUUUAUUGCGAGGGAGAGGAACCGCCCAAGAACGAGGAGACCAUAGAGUGUGGCAUGACAUCCGAUGAUAUUGGAGACGACGAUGAUGAUUUCGAUACGUCUUUUUUGUCGUUACCCUUUGAUUCAAAGAAAAAUUGCCUCAAGAGUCCACUGUCCAUACAUUCUUACUCAGAUCCAGGAUAUGAGUCAAUUGGAUCGCCUCAAAGUGAUAUUGGAUCGACGAUAUCAACGUUUGACGAGAUGGCUUGGACAAACAGUAUAAAUGAGCUGUUUCCAUCGUUGCUUUAAAAAUUUAAAUUUCUAACAAAUUUUGAGGCUUUAAAAAAAUUCAGAAUUUAUUUUUAAAAAUGUUUAAAUUAACCCAAAACAAAAAAAAACCUCAUGACGCUUUAUAUCCUCAAUAUUUUAUUUAUAUAAAUUAUAUUUAUACUUAUGAUGUACUGCUGUUUUUUAUAUAU
Messenger RNA from Eupeodes corollae, 1871 nucleotides. RefSeq lists its product as uncharacterized. Gene Ontology annotation, cellular component: nucleus. Lineage: Eukaryota; Metazoa; Arthropoda; Insecta; Diptera; Syrphidae. The record is from RefSeq and is a predicted model, not a curated record. Gene Ontology annotation, molecular function: DNA-binding transcription factor activity, RNA polymerase II-specific; RNA polymerase II transcription regulatory region sequence-specific DNA binding.